AUGAAGAAGGUCCAGGAGCACCAUCUCCGGGAGCCCAUAAUUCCAGACCUGCUGAUGAGCCCCAGCGACCAAGGAGAUGGGGACCUGGAGAUGGAGUACCCAGAAGAGAGAGGGAACUGGACCGGGAAGCUGGAUUUCCUUCUCUCCUGUAUUGGCUACUGUGUGGGGUUGGGGAAUGUGUGGCGGUUUCCAUACAGAGCUUACACCAAUGGGGGAGGAGCUUUCCUUGUUCCUUACUUCAUCAUGCUGGCAAUAUGUGGCAUCCCCAUCUUCUUCAUGGAGCUCUCGCUAGGCCAGUUCUCCAGCCUGGGGCCACUUGCAGUCUGGAAGAUAAGCCCGCUCUUUAAAGGUGUCGGGAUGGGCACGAUCCUGAUUGUCUCUCUGGUGGCCAUUUACUAUAACAUGAUUAUUGCUUACGUGCUCUUCUACCUCUUCGCGUCCCUGACGAGCAACUUGCCCUGGGAGCACUGCGGCAACUGGUGGAACACCGACCUCUGCUUGGAUCACCAGGUCAUCAAGGCAGGGAAUACUGCCAUCCCAUUCAACGUCACUAACACCGUCAGCCCGAGCGAGGAGUACUGGAAUCGUUAUGUUCUGCAUAUCCAAGGGAGCUCUGGGAUCGGGGAUCCUGGGAGAAUCCGCUGGAAUCUGUGCCUGUGCCUACUGCUCUCCUGGGUCAUUGUGUACCUCUGUAUCCUCAAGGGAGUCAAAUCCUCCGGCAAGGUUGUGUAUUUCACUGCCACAUUCCCUUACUUCAUCCUGAUCAUGCUGCUCAUUCGUGGCGUAACACUGGAGGGAGCCUGGAUAGGAAUCAAGUUCUACCUCACACCCCAGUUUGAUCACCUGCUGUCUUCCAAGGUGUGGAUAGAGGCAGCUCUGCAGAUCUUCUACUCCCUUGGAGUGGGCUUCGGGGGACUGCUCACUUUCGCGUCUUAUAACACCUUCCACCAGAACAUUUACAGGGAUACAUUUAUAGUCACCCUGGGCAAUGCCAUCACCAGCAUCCUGGCCGGGUUUGCCAUCUUCUCCGUCCUGGGCUACAUGUCGCAGGAGCUGGGCAUCCCUGUUAACCAAGUGGCAAAAGCAGGUCCCGGCUUGGCUUUCGUGGUGUACCCCCAGGCCAUGACGAUGCUUCCUCUUUCUCCACUCUGGUCUUUCCUUUUCUUCUUCAUGCUGCUGACUCUGGGCCUGGACAGCCAGUUUGCCUUCAUGGAGACCAUUGUUACCGCAGUGACAGAUGAGUUUCCUUAUUACCUGCGGCCCAAGAAGGCUUUUUUCUCAGCCAUCGUCUGUAUCGCCAUGUACCUGAUGGGGCUCAUUCUCACGACAGAGGGCGGGAUGUACUGGCUAGUCCUGCUGGAUGACUAUAGUGCUGGGUUUGGACUCAUGGUGGUGGUGAUUACAACCUGCCUGGUGGUGACACGUGUCUAUGGCAUGAAGCGGUUCUGCCGAGAUAUUCACAUGAUGCUGGGCUUCCAACCAGGGCUGUACUUUAAAGCCUGCUGGAUGUUCCUGUCCCCGGCAAUGAUGAUGGCCCUGCUAGUGUACAAUAUAGUCAAGUACCAGCCCUCAGAGUAUGGGAGUUACCGUUUCCCAUACUGGGCCGAGGUCCUGGGCAUCCUGAUGGGGCUGUUCUCCUGCCUGAUGAUCCCCACAGGGAUGGUGGUCGCGGUGCUCAGAGAAGAAGGGACGCUGUGGGAGAGAAUCCAGCAAGCCAGCCGGCCAGCCAUGGACUGGGGCCCUUCUCUGGAGGAGAACAGAACCGGCAUGUACGUGGCUACCUUGGCCGGCAGCCAGUCCCCCAAACCCUUGAUGGUCCACAUGAGGAAAUACGGGGGAAUUACCAGCUAUGAGAACACAGCCAUCGAGGUGGACAAGGAGAUCGAGGAGGAAGAGGAGUCCAUGAUGUGAGGAGGCCACGAACCUGGUGGGGAGCAGAGAAUGGGGGACUGCACCCCUGAACUGGCACAGUUGCACUUAGGCACUUCGGGCCGGUUAACAGGCCUUUCUAGCGGCAGCUGCGAGCUGCUGACCUUCCAGCAUCCCACGGGAUGCCCUGGCCUGUCCAGGAGAACGCUGCUGAGAAUUCCAGUGUUGCUGAGAUUUUCGUUCAGUGUGGCAAGCUGUGUAAUGAAUGUGUGUGUUAGCUCUCCAGUGUCUGGGACCAGCUGCCCGACCCCACCCUGCUCCAGGCCUGCCCCACCCUGCCUGGGUGCCCUCCGCCCAGAGUUAUGACUCACUGACCCCUAUGUAAAGACUGCGACACGCACCCACUUUGCACUCCUUUUGCCCAGGCAUCAGUGAGCAAGGCAGUGGAGAACAAGGCUAGUUGUUGUUGUUGCUAAUCCUGUUUAACUCCAAUGACACACGAACAUUGUGGAGAAAGGAUGUCUUUGUUAACCCCGCCCUGUCAGUGGAGGGGUGUGAGUGCCCGUG
Messenger RNA from Mauremys mutica (yellowpond turtle), 2436 nucleotides. RefSeq names its product solute carrier family 6 member 7 (gene SLC6A7). The coding region runs from base 1 to 1911 and encodes 636 amino acids. The record is from RefSeq and is a predicted model, not a curated record. Gene Ontology annotation, cellular component: membrane. Gene Ontology annotation, biological process: sodium ion transmembrane transport. Gene Ontology annotation, molecular function: L-proline transmembrane transporter activity. The transcript has 14 exons. Lineage: Eukaryota; Metazoa; Chordata; Testudines; Geoemydidae.